Molecule: messenger RNA, 532 nt
Organism: Kogia breviceps (pygmy sperm whale)
Lineage: Eukaryota; Metazoa; Chordata; Mammalia; Artiodactyla; Physeteridae
Source: RefSeq, a predicted model, not a curated record
GCACUGGCCACCACAGCUCCACCUGCCCUCAGGAUGCAGUCCAGCAGCCUUACUGUCUUCCUGGUGAUAUUUGCCUUUGGAUUCCUGAUGCCCUGGCCUGUGGAAGGUGGGCUCAGAGAAAAAUUUAAACCUGGAUCCUGCCCCUUUGUACGCCCUGCGAAGUUCCUUAGAUAUGACCCUCCUGAAUGCCAGAGUGACUGGCAGUGUCCAAAAAAGCAAAAAUGCUGCUACGACUAUUGUGGCCUCAAAUGCAUGGAUCCUGUAGACACGACAAAGACAGAUUCAUUCGUGCCAUUUCAAAAAGAUUAGCACUUCCUGGUAUGUGUGGUCUGGGGAUUUCCUUUUGUCCCCCAAGCCUGGAAAAAAAUGAGAGCACCUUGGUGAAGAUGUGGUUUUGUGACCAAUACCUCCUUGCGGGCCAAGAUUUGGCCUGUUUUAUCUAUGUAUCCCCAACAUCCAGCGUGAAGCUUGGCACAUGACAGGAAAUGUCUGCUGAUUGGUAAAUAAAUAAAUGUACCAGGUUUUCUCUGCA